GUCUGACUACUAGCGUCGAACCGGCACCUCCACGGCGGAAAGGAAAACGAGAUCCAACAAAGUCUGGAAUAUGAACAGAUUUGCACUGGCGGUUUCCCUCGUGGCGAUCGGUUUCCUUGUCGUCGAAGGAGGUAACCCAUGCUGUUCAGAGCCAUGUCAGAACAGGGGCGUUUGCACAGCACUUGGAGCUGAUAAUUACGAGUGUGAUUGCACACGCACGGGAUUCCAUGGACACAACUGCACAACACCUGAAUUCCUUACAUGGGUCAAAGUCUCCCUGAAGCCUUCACCCAACACUGUCCACUACAUUCUCACCCAUUUCAAGGGCUUCUGGAACAUCAUCAACAACAUCUCCUUCCUCAGGGACUCCAUCAUGAGAUACGUGCUGACAUCUCGGUCCCACUUGAUUGACAGUCCUCCGACAUACAACGCUGAUUAUGGUUACAAGAGCUGGGAAGCAUAUUCAAACCUCUCCUACUAUACACGCACCCUCCCCCCUGUGCCAGAGGAUUGCCCAACCCCGAUGGGAGUAGUAGGUAAAAAGGAGCUGCCGGAUGCUAAGCUAUUGGCUGAGAAGCUUCUCAUGAGAAGACAGUUCAUCCCGGAUCCACAGGGCAGCAGCCUGAUGUUUGCAUUCUUCGCACAGCAUUUCACCCACCAGUUCUUCAAAUCCGAUAUGAAGAAAGGACCAGCUUUUACUUUAGCUAAAGGCCACGGGGUGGACCUCAGCCACGUUUAUGGAGACAGCCUGGAAAGGCAACAUAAGCUUAGACUCUUAAAGGAUGGCAAGCUGAAAUAUCAGAUCCUGGAUGGAGAGGUGUACCCACCCACAGUCAAAGAAGUAGGCGUUGAAAUGCACUACCCCCCCCACGUUCCCGACUCUCACCGCUUCGCUGUGGGCCAUGAGGCCUUCGGCCUGGUCCCCGGUCUGAUGAUGUACGCCACCAUCUGGCUGAGGGAACACAACAGAGUGUGCGAGGUGCUGAAGGAGGUUCACCCGGACUGGAACGACGAAAGGCUCUUUCAGACCUCACGGCUCAUUCUGAUCGGAGAGACCAUCAAGAUUGUGAUUGAGGAUUACGUGCAGCACCUGAGUGGCUACAACUUCAAGCUCAAGUUUGACCCCGAGCUGCUGUUCAACCAGCGCUUCCAGUACCAGAACCGCAUUUCAUCAGAGUUCAACACCUUGUACCACUGGCACCCGCUGAUGCCCGACAGCUUCCACAUUGAGGAGAAAGAUUACAGCUAUAAAGAAUUCGUCUUCAACACCUCCCUUGUUCCAGAGCACGGCAUCGGCAACCUCGUGGAGUCGUUCACCAAUCAGAUUGCUGGCCGGGUUGCCGGUGGCCGAAAUGUUCCAGGACCUAUCAUGUACGUGGCCAUUAAGUCCAUUGAAAACAGCAGAAAAAUGCGCUACCAGUCUCUGAACGCCUACAGGAAACGCUUCUCCAUGAAGCCCUACAGCUCCUUUGAAGACAUUACAGGAGAGAAAGAAAUGGCCGCAAUUCUCGAGGAGUUCUACGGACACGUUGACGCCGUGGAGCUGUACCCGGGUCUGCUGGUGGAGAAGCCCAGGACGGAUGCCAUCUUUGGGGAGACGAUGGUGGAGAUGGGGGCCCCUUUCUCCCUCAAGGGCUUAAUGGGAAACCCCAUCUGCUCCCCGGAGUACUGGAAGCCGAGCACAUUCGGAGGCAGCGCGGGCUUCGACAUCGUCAACAGCGCCUCCCUGCAGAGGCUGGUGUGCAGUAACGUGCGGGGGCCCUGUCCCACGGCCUCUUUUUAUGUGCCCAAUGUGAAAGACACCGGGUCCAGAGUCAUCAACUCCAGCAAUUCCCACUCUCGUGACAGUGACAUCAACCCCACAGUCAUUUUGAAAGAGAGGACUAGUGAACUCUAAUGUAUUCUCAUUUUAAGCAAAAAUGUUUUCUAUCUAUUUUUAUAUUUAUUUAUUUAUUUUUUAUUUAUUCUAUUUUAUUUAUAACAACCUAUUUUUUUAACUGUCCUUAUAGAGAUUUUAGUUUUUAAGAACAAAUGUCUGGUUGUGUUUUAUUUAUUGAAAGAUUAAUUAUAUUAUAAAUUAUUGUUGCAGUAAGGACCUCAGACUCUCAGAAACCAGAUACUUUAGGUCAGUUUACAGUUCCAACUGCAUUAGCCUGUUACAUUCCUAAUUGACUGUUAAUUAUCAUAAAAUUGUAUGUUUGUCCAAGUGUUUUACAUGGUUUUACAGGUACUGUAUAGUAGGAAUGUUUAAAGUGAAAUUGGUGACCAAUCUUGACUCACUUGAUCCAAUGAUCCUACUUCCGUAUUGUUUUACUGAUUGUUUUUCUACUUCAGUCUAUGCAUUAACUUUGGUUCCUUUGAAAUGGAAUUUAUUGCAUCUCUACAAAACUGCAGUGUGAUAAAAUGGAUCAUUAGGUCACAUGGCUUAAAAAGUACUGUUUCUUCUGUUCUCCUUGCCUGUUGACUUGAAAAGUUGAUGCUAAUAAAUGCUUCCAGGAUGGGAGAAAAUAUC
Molecule: messenger RNA, 2512 nt
Organism: Pungitius pungitius (ninespine stickleback)
Lineage: Eukaryota; Metazoa; Chordata; Actinopteri; Perciformes; Gasterosteidae
Gene: ptgs2b
Product: prostaglandin-endoperoxide synthase 2b
Exons: 10
Coding region: 71-1897 (608 amino acids)
Biological process (GO): cyclooxygenase pathway; response to oxidative stress
Cellular component (GO): cytoplasm; neuron projection
Molecular function (GO): oxidoreductase activity, acting on single donors with incorporation of molecular oxygen, incorporation of two atoms of oxygen; heme binding; peroxidase activity
Source: RefSeq, a predicted model, not a curated record